Cladophialophora immunda is the source of this 4236-nucleotide messenger RNA. RefSeq names its product L-aminoadipate-semialdehyde dehydrogenase. Gene Ontology annotation, biological process: L-lysine biosynthetic process. Gene Ontology annotation, molecular function: L-aminoadipate-semialdehyde dehydrogenase [NAD(P)+] activity. The transcript has a single exon. NCBI's taxonomy places the organism in Eukaryota, Fungi, Ascomycota, Eurotiomycetes, Chaetothyriales, Herpotrichiellaceae. The record is from RefSeq and is a predicted model, not a curated record. Bases 1 to 4236 code for a protein of 1411 amino acids.
AUGGCUAACGGGGCUGCUCACGUCGAGCACCUGGCCUGGUGGACCCAGCACUUGCAAGACCAAACGAUAUCGCCUUUGACUAGAGACUACCCUGAAGCCACUGCGGAGAAUGUACCCAAACGGCCCAUCGAAGCAGCCGAGUCGCUCGCUGCUCCGGUCACCACCAGAAAUGCCUUGAAGGCACUGUCCAGUCUCGCAUCAUUCACCGCUAUCAUUCAGACGGCUCUCAUUGUUCUGGUGAGCAGAUUAACGGGGGAUGAGGACAUCAGCAUUGGCACUAACGCAAAAACUAACGGCCCUCCAUUUGUCCUCAAAGCAGCUGUUGUCGCUUCAGACUCAUUUUCGCAGCUGCUCAAGAAGGUGCAAGAGCUAUCUGGCCAAGCGGCCGAGAAGAUUGUCCCACUUGCAGAUCUCCAGACAAGCUUAAAGAGACCGGUCCUAUUUCGCUUUGCUGUUAUCAAUAGCAACCAAGAUGGUGCUAGUUUGCCUGGCAGUGCUGAGACAACCGACUUCUUGCUGUCUUAUUCGUGCUCUGCCGAGGGCGAUCUUCGCCUGACGGCGCGGUACAACCAGCGUCUUGUCUCGAGUGCAAGGAUAGCCGGUAUUCUCGCCCAAAUUACGCAGCUGCUGGAGAAUGCCGCCGCCGAUGCCAAUGCUCCUGUUGGGGCUAUCGUGUUCGCCACUCCUCAUGAGCAGGCUCUUAUACCCAAUCCGACCAGCGAUUUGGAGUGGUCGUCUUUCCGUGGCGCUAUCCACGAUAUUUUUGCUGCGAAUGCCGAAGCCUAUCCUGGUCGCACAUGUGUGACGGAGACCAAAUCUGAGGAUGGGCCAGAAAGGCAGUUUACUUACCAGCAAAUAAACGAGUCCUCCAAUAUCCUUGCGCAUCAUCUGGUCCAAGCUGGCCUGGAGAGGGGCGAUGUCGUUAUGAUAUACUCUUAUCGAGGAGUCGACCUAGUAGUUGCCAUCAUGGGUAUCUUGAAGGCUGGGGGCACGUUUUCGGUUUUGGACCCUGCCUAUCCACCUGAUAGACAAAACAUCUAUCUUGACGUCUCAAGACCAAGAGCGCUUGUCAUUAUAGAUAAAGCCACUCAAGAUGCUGGUGAGCUUUCAGAGAAGGUACGAAACUUCAUAAAUGGCAACCUGGACCUCAAGACAGAAGUUCCUGCUCUGCGUUUGCGGGACGAUGGCGUUCUUCAAGGUGGCGAAGUUGCCGGAAAGGACGUUUUUGAAUCUGUCCGGGACCUCAAGGCCAAAGGUCCUGGUGUUGUGGUUGGACCCGAUUCUGUUCCCACUCUCUCUUUCACUUCUGGCUCUGAAGGGAAACCGAAAGGUGUCAGAGGUCGCCAUUAUUCAUUGGCAUUCUACUUCGACUGGAUGGCGGAGACGUUCAACUUGUCCGAGAAAGACAAAUUCACCAUGCUCAGCGGCAUCGCACACGAUCCUAUUCAAAGAGACAUUUUUACACCUCUAUUCUUGGGCGCGCAGAUUCUCGUGCCAUCAAAGAAUGAUAUCCAGAACGAGCUGCUAGCCGAGUGGAUGAAAGAGUAUGGCGCGACAGUGACACAUCUGACACCGGCGAUGGGUCAAAUUCUGGUUGGAGGUGCAACUGCAAAAUUUGAAGAGCUUCACCAUGCCUUCUUCGUGGGGGACAUCUUGAUCAAGAGGGAUUGUAGAUCCUUACAGAGCCUGGCACCAAACGUCCGCAUUGUCAAUAUGUGGGGAACAACAGAGACUUCUAGGGCGGUAAGUUACUACGAGAUACCUUCAUGGAACGAAAAUGAUGCCUUCCUCGAUGGCAUGAAAGAUGUCAUCCCCGUUGGCAGAGGAAUGCAUAACGUUCAGAUGCUCGUCAUAAACCGUUUCGACCCGACCAAGCUGUGUGCAAUCGGCGAAAUCGGAGAAAUCUAUAUCAGAGCAUCAGGGCUUGCAGAAGGAUAUCUAGGGAUUCCUGAGCUUACGGCGAAGAAAUUCGUCAACAACUGGUUCCCUGGUCACGAAAAAGGCCUUGAGUCGGAUAAAGCCAGGUUUGAGCAAAAAUAUAAGCACGAGCCUUGGGCACAGUAUUACCUCGGGCCUCGUGACCGCCUCUAUCGAAGUGGAGAUCUCGGCCGCUAUACACCAACAGCAGACGUGGAGUGCUCCGGCAGGGCUGAUGAUCAAGUAAAGAUCAGGGGCUUUCGGAUCGAACUUGGGGAAAUUGACACCCACCUGUCUCGACAUCCGCUGGUGCGCGAAAAUGUCACGCUUGUGCGAAGAGACAAGUUUGAAGAGCAGACUCUUGUCAGCUACAUUGUGCCCCAGAUGAAAGCAUGGUCGCAAUUCCUUGCCGAAAAGGGCAAAGAGGACCUCCCAGAUGAUGGAACUCUGGUCGGGAGAGUCGAACGAUUCCAACUGCUCCAGACCGAGGUGCAAGAGUAUCUGCGGACGAAGCUGCCUGCUUACGCUGUUCCUUCGGUAAUAGUGCCAAUGAAAGCGAUGCCUUUGAAUCCAAAUGGCAAGGUCGACAAGCCAAAGCUGCCUUUCCCGGACGCAGGAAUACUCUCGGCACGGACGCGGCGGAAGUCUUCCAUGCUACAGCAGCUCACAGAGGGGGAACUAGCGCUCGCACACAUUUGGGCCAAACUUGUUCCAGGACUGAUCCCGCGGACCAUCAGACCGACGGACUCCUUCUUUGCUAUUGGUGGUGAAAGUAUGAAAGCCCAGCAGCUCGCAUAUCAGGUCAGAAGAACGCUCGGGGUGAAUCUGCCAAUCAGCAGGAUAUACAAUCGACACACUCUCAAGGAGAUGGCUGCUGUCAUUGACCAUCUACGAGCAGCUGAUUCUUUGGGCGGUGGAGAAUCUGUCGAGGUCAAGGACAGCUCCCAACCCAAUGGUCUUAAGGCCGAAGACCAAUACGGCAAUGAUGCCCCCAUAAUGGUCAAGUCGCUACCUUCCUCGUUCACUUCUGCUUCUCCAAAUCUUCCUUCAGCGCCAGUGGUGUUCCUCACCGGGGCGACAGGCUUCUUGGGAUCAUUUAUCUUGAAAGAUCUGUUAGACCGCCAAAAUCCUCAAGUGGAGAAAAUCUUUGUCCUGGUUAGAGCCAAAGAUGAGACAGCCGCACUAUCCCGAAUUAAAACAACAUGCCAGGCUUACGGUGUUUGGGAUGAUUCAUGGAAAUCUCGAAUCCACUGUGUCCCAGGCGAACUAGGACCGACGCAACUUGGCAUUCCCAACACAGAAUGGAAGCAAAUCGUUGACGAAGUUGACGUUGUUAUUCACAACGGUGCUCAAGUCCAUUGGAUCAAUACGUACGAAAUGCUCAAGCCUGCUAACGUUCUCGGUACUAUUGAAACCAUGAAGAUCUGCGCGCAAGGCAAACCCAAACUUUUUGCGUUUGUUUCCUCCACCAGCGUGCUGGACCACGAACACUUUGUGUUCGAAUCAGAACGCAUCAUCGCCGCUGGAGGCGAAGGAAUCAGCGAGGACGAUGACUUGAUGGGGAGUCGAAAAGGAUUAGGUACCGGCUAUGGGCAGAGCAAAUGGGUAGCAGAAUACCUUUGUCGCGAAGCCGGACGACGAGGUUUACGUGGCUGCAUCAUCAGACCUGGCUACGUGCUUGGCUCCUCCAAGACUGGCGCCACAAACACGGACGACUUUUUAAUUCGGAUGCUCAAGGGCUGCAUUCAACUUGGGACGCGGCCGAACAUUAACAACACCGUCAAUAUGGUCCCAGUGAACCAUGUUGCUCGCACCGUUGUGGCAUGUGCAUUCCAUCCUCCGUCUCCUCGUGGAGUCAGCGUGGCUCAGAUCACGGGGCACCCAAGAUUGCGAUUCAAUCAAUACCUUGCGGCACUCCAGACCUAUGGCUAUAAGGCGGACCUAACGGAUUACGUUCCUUGGGCUUCCUCGCUCGAGCACUACGUGAGCACGCACGCCGAUUUCGCACUGAUGCCACUCUUCACCUUUGUCGCCAAUGACCUCCCCUCGAAUACCCGCGCACCAGAGCUGGACGACAGCAAUGCGGAGAAAGCACUGUAUGCAGACGAGAAGUGGACUCGAGAAGAUGUUAGUGCGGGAAGCGGUGUCACAAAGCGCGAGAUCGGCCUGUAUCUGGCUUAUCUGGUCCAGAUCGGAUUUCUCCCGCCUCCAAAUGCUGGCAAUGAUCAGGAUGGGGUUAAAAGUUUGCCAGAGGUGACGGUCUCGGAUACACAGCGCGAGGCUUUGUCAAGCGUGGGUGGUAGAGGCGGCUUGGCUUGA